CUCCCGAGCGCGGUGCACCCAGCGGGCCGCGGAGCAGCCAUGGCGGAGGGCGCGCCGCAGCACCUGUCGCUGCCCUCUGGGUUGCUGGAGCUGUGCGCGCUGCUGGGCGCCUCCCGGGACAGCCUCCGCGACCUCGAGCAGGUUGCCCAGAAAAAAGGAGUCAAAAAUCCUUCUUCUCUUGAUCCAGAGGUUUUGUCCGUUUUCGUACCUCCUUUUAUCAGUAAAGAGGACAGUCAGGUGGCCAGUGCGAACUGUGCUACCCUAGGUAAAACCAGAAGACGCUCCUUCAGAAAGAAGAGAGAGAAACCCAAAACCGAGCCAUGGAAGGGCCUCGUGGGGGACCCCCGAGCGCCAGAGCCUGAAGACGUGAGCAUCCCAGGCGGCGUGGACCUCCUCGCGCUGCCACAGCUGUGCUUCCCGGGGGGCGUGUGCGUGGCCUCUGAACCAAGGGAGGACUAUGUCCAUUUCCUGGUGCUGACCGACGUCUGCGGGAACAGAACCUAUGGCGUGGUGGCCCAGUACUAUCGACCCCUGCACGAUGAGUACUGUUUCUACAAUGGCAAAGCACACUGGGAGUCGUCCUGGCCAACUGUGAGCACUGCUGGCGUCUUCGUGCCCUUUGCAGUGUGCGUGGUCUCCAGGUUCCCCUAUUACAACUCCCUCAAGGACUGCCUCUCCUGUUUAUUGACUCAUCUGAAGUUCUGUAAAGAUUUUGAAGUUGACAAUCAUAUAAAAGAUUUUGCCGCAAAACUAUCCUUGAUACCUAGUCCACCGCCUGGACCGCUGCAUUUGGUGUUCAACAUGAAACCGCUACAGGUCGUGUUUCCCUCACGAGUGGACCCCGAAAGCCCCGUGGUCGACUUGGACCUCCACCUGCCCCUGCUGUGCUUCAGGCCUGAGAAGGUGCUGCAGGUCCUGACGUGCAUUCUGACGGAACAGCGGAUCGUGUUCUUCUCCUCGGACUGGGCUCUGCUGACGCUCGUGGCCGAGUGCUUCAUGGUCUACCUCCACCCCCUGCCGUGGCAGCACACCUUCGUGCCCAUCCUGUCCGACCAGAUGCUGGAUUUUGUCAUGGCCCCAACGUCUUUUCUCAUGGGCUGCCAUCUCGAUCACUUUGACGAAGUCAGCAAGGAAGCUGAUGGUUUAAUUCUAAUAAAUAUUGAUCAGGGGAGCAUCACCUGCUCUAAGUCCUUGGACAAUGACGUGGACAUUCCUGACAUCCCUCUCCUGGCGGCACAGACGUUUAUUCAGAGGGUCCAGAGCCUCCGGCUGCACCGGGAGCUGCACCUCGCUCACCUGAGCUCCAGCACAGACCUGAACGAGGGUCGAGCCCACCGGCGAGCCUGGCAGCAGGCACUCAACAGCCAGAUCCAGCAGAUCGCCCUGCAGCUGCUCGUCAGUGUCUUCAGGGAGGUGAAGAAUCAUUUAAAUUAUGAACAUAGAGUAUUUAAUAGUGAAGAAUUUCUCAAAACAAGAGCUCCAGGGGAUCAACUGUUUUAUAAACAGGUCCUGGACACCUACAUGUUCCAUUCUUUCCUUAAAGCCCGGCUCAGUAGAAGGAUGGACGCCUUUGCCCAGAUGGACCUCAGCACCCAGUCUGAAGAGGACAGACUAAAUGGGACGCUUAUAAGCCCAAGAAGACUGACAGUUGAGAAAAUGGCCACGCAAAAGUCUUCGCCGCGGCACGGCACUCCCAGGCGCAUGGUGGUCAGCAUGCCCGACCUGCAGGACAUAGCCGUACCUGAGCUGCCGCCCCGGAACUUGUCGCUUCGGGUGAUGGACACCACGGGCUGUAACAGCAAUGGCACAGUUCUGAAUGUGGCCCCUAAAUCCACAUAUACGUUCAAGAUUCCAGAAAUCCACUUUCCCCUGGUGAGCCAGUGUGUCCAGGCAUACUACACUGACUUCGUCACCCUGCUGAGCAAGGCCAUGCGCUUUCUGGCCCCCGACAACUCCCUGCUCCUGGCUAGAUAUUUCUACCUCCGUGGCCUCGUCAAUCUGAUGCAAGGACAGCUGCUGAGUGCUCUCCUGGACUUCCAGAAUCUGUACAAAACAGACGUCGGGAUUUUUCCCGCUGACCUUGUCAAGGGCACGGUGGAGUCGAUGUCGGCCCCCGAGCGUGCGCAGGCCGAGCGGACGCCCGAGCUCAGGCGGCUCAUCAGCGAGGUCCUGGACAAGGCUGGCGAGGCCCCGAAGGCAGACGACCGCGUGAAGAACUUCGAGCUGCCGCGCCAGCACAUGCAGCUGGACGACUUCGUGAAGCGGGUGCAGGAGUCGGGCAUUGUGAAGGAUGCCAGCAUCAUCCACCGAUUGUUCGAGGCGCUGACUGUAGGACAGCAGAAACAAAUUGACCCAGAAACGUUCAAAGACUUCUACAAUUGCUGGAAGGAGACGGAAGCAGAGGCCCAGGAGGUCAGCCUGCCUUCGCUGGUGAUGGAACAUCUGGAUAAAAACGAGUGCGUGUACAAGCUGUCGAGCUCCGUCAAGACUAAUCGCGGUGUGGGCAAGAUCGCCAUGACCCAGAAGCGCCUGUUCCUCCUAACCGAGGGAAGAGCGGGUUACGUGGAGAUUUCCACCUUCCGAAAUAUAGAGGAAGUCAGAAGCACUACGGUUGCUUUUCUGCUUCGGAGAAUACCCACUUUAAAAAUUAAAAUGGUGUCCAAGAAAGAAGUCUUCGAAGCCAACCUUAAAACGGAGUGUGACCUUUGGCACCUGAUGGUGAAGGAGAUGUGGGCUGGGAAGAAGCUGGCCGAUGAGCACAAGGAUCCCCAGUACAUCCAGCAAGCGCUGACCAACGUCUUGUUGAUGGACGCUGUCGUGGGCACACUGCAGUCACCGGCUGCCAUUUAUGCUGCCUCCAAAUUAUCUUACUUUGAUAAGAUGAAGAAUGAAAUGCCCAUGGCGGUCCCGAAGACGACAUCGGAGACGCUGAAACACAAGAUAAAUCCUUCGGCCGGGGAGACGCUCCCACAAGCCAUCGAUGUCUUGCUAUACACGCCAGGGCAUCUUGACCCCGCAGAAAAAAUUGAAGAUGCUCACCCAAAAUUAUGGUGCGGCCUGAACGAAGGCAAAGUGAUCGUGUUCGACGCGUCCUCUUGGACGAUCCACCAGCACUGCUUCAGAGUGGGCACCUCCAAACUGAACUGCAUGGUGAUGGCGGAGCAGAACCAGGUGUGGAUCGGCUCGGAAGACUCAAUCAUCUACAUCAUCAAUAUCCACAGCAUGUCCUGCAACAAGCAGCUCACGGAUCACCGCGCCAGUGUCACCGAUUUGAUUGUGCAGAGCGGCAAGAAGGUGCCCAGCGAGGUGUACUCGUGCAGCGUGGACGGGACGGUCCUGGCGUGGAACGUGAGCACGUUGCGGGUGACCAGCCGCUUCCAGCUGCCGUGCGGUGGCCUCACCUCCAUCAGGCUGCACAGCGGUCGCCUGUGGUGCUGUACAGGUGACAGUAUCAUGAUUGUGACAACGAACGGCUUUCCUCGUCAAGAACUGAAGAUCGACGAGAACUUGAAAGAGACGAGCACCUCCUUCCUCUGUUUCCAGAUCCUUCCCGAGCAGGAGCAGCUCUGGGCAGCUUGUGCAGGAUACAGCGAGGUUUACAUCUGGAGCCUGAAGGACCUGUCCCAGCGCCCCGAGAGGAUCCCCCUGCAGGGCUGCUCCGAGGUCAGCUGCAUGAUCAGGGUGAAGCAGCAGAUCUGGGUGGGCGGCAGAGGGCUAUCGCAGGGAAAACCCAAAGGCAAGAUCUACGUGAUUGAUGCUGAGCGGAAGACAGUGGAAAAGGAACUGGUGGCGCACGCCGACACUGUGAGGGCUCUGUGCUCAGCCGAAGACAGAUAUGUGCUGAGCGGGUCGGGCAGGGAGGAGGGAAAGAUCGCCAUCUGGAAAGUGGAGUAAAUGUGGGUAAACAUGCCCAGCAGAGAUGCGCUCUGCAGGCGAGGACCGUGUGCCUCUUGCCUGCUUUCUGGAGCUUUCCCAGGAGCAGAAGCUCUGAGAAGGGGUAGGGGAGCCAUGCUGGGUGGGGCCAGGAGCCAGUCUGGGCCCCACUGGAGUGUGUCCACUGCGCAGCCAGUGACUGGACCAACGACUGUGCCCUUUGUCUCCUGGACUUUCCUGCUCCCUGAUUAGCUGCACUGAGAACGUUUCAUGCCGGGUGCAUCUCAUUUGGGAUAACCUGUGCUGAGAGGUUACCUUGGGUAUUGUUUAGAAAGGUCCAGAAUCCACAACCAAGGGCCAGCAUUAGGGCCAGCAGUUUAGCCAAAUCACACGUGAUCUGUGUCCCUGUGUCUCUGAUUUUGCCUUUCCUUUAUGUCAUUCAUUCAUUCAACAAACACUUAUGAAUCUCCUGUGGGCAGGGCACAUGAGGAGGCGCUGAGGAGCCCACAGCCUCCCACUGGCUUCUCGUUUCCAGUGAGACAAGGAGGAUGGGUGUUUUAAAAUAACCACUUCAUGGUCAAAAAUGUCUGCACCUGCCCAGGCUGUUCCCCAUCAGAGCAGGUGACCAAGUCCUACCUGGGGGAGGGGACAACACUGUAUCAGGUUUGUCUGGUCAGAGUUUGGGACAGCUGAGGCAAGCUCCGUCUUUUUUCUCUUUCUUUUCAAUGAAUGCAAAAUUGUUAUAAUGAAGAAACCUAGAGAGACUUUUUUUUUUAAACCAAAGAUCACAGACAAAAAGUUCCAUCUAAAAGAGCGUGUGUGGGGCUGCCGAUUAGCUCAGUUAGAGCACGGCCUUACAACCCCAGGGUGAAAGGUCAGGCUCCCUGUACUGGCCAGCUGCAAAAGAAAAAAAAAGUCUGCAUAAUCUGGCCUUCCAGUCGAGUUGCCUUACCAGAUAUUGGCAUAUAUUUCAGUGCCAUUGCAUCUUGUGUGCACACUGUAUACAUAGAUGUAGAUGAUGUUUUACUAUUUAACUGAAAAAGAUCUUAGCUGUAAAUAACUAAAUAUUUGAAAAAAAAGAACCUUUGCACAUUUUUAUUAUGAUAUUGAGAUGUCAUUCCUUAAAUGUUCUGCAGGGAAGGUUCUGGGUGGGUGUUGGACAUGGUGAGAGCAUUAGCUGUCAGCACAUGAGGAGGGCCUGUGGCCUGUCCCCGGUGGACCUACCCGUGAGCUUGGCUGUGGAGCCACACCGGCCUGUCUGUCCUGGGUUCUCAGGACUCAUCUGGACACCGUGCAGAGCUCGCUCAGGCUGAGGGGUCUCGGAGGGUGUCUGUCAGGCUCCUGGAACAGGGCCAAGCCUUGGAAGUGCUUGCAGUGCCUUUAGAUGAGAACUUGGGCCCAGGUCUCUGGCUGGGUCUACGUUUUGGAAGAUCCACAUGGCUGACCACCAUUUUCCCCCAAGGUUUGACUUUUUAUAGCCACCAGCUUCUUGCGGCACUCUAGGAACGUGGUGCAGAGAACAAGGUGGCCUCACCCCCCGCAGUCAGUGCUGGCAGAGAGGGUGUGUCUCCCUGACUUCCAGAAGGAAGCCUGGUCUGGCAGCAAAGGGUUGAAGGUUGAAUUUUGCUUUUGUAAACACAUGAAAACUUAUAAUAAAACUCUAUCAGAAAAUACUUUUACAAAUUAUUUAUCACCAAUCCACCUG
Cynocephalus volans (Philippine flying lemur) is the source of this 5578-nucleotide messenger RNA. It is a transcript of the gene DENND3, whose product is annotated as DENN domain containing 3. Gene Ontology annotation, biological process: regulation of Rab protein signal transduction. The transcript has 23 exons. Gene Ontology annotation, molecular function: protein binding. The record is from RefSeq and is a predicted model, not a curated record. The coding region runs from base 40 to 3894 and encodes 1284 amino acids. Gene Ontology annotation, cellular component: cytoplasmic vesicle. Lineage: Eukaryota; Metazoa; Chordata; Mammalia; Dermoptera; Cynocephalidae.